AUGCCCAAAAGUGCAUUUGAGAAUACGCGAGUGAAGAAAAUCGCGAAAGUCGAGGAGAAAACCGGCGUCGAGCAACUAUUUACGACUGAACAAGAAAAUCGGGGGAAGAAAAUCGCUGGGGAGAGCAAAUUCAGAAAAGUUGACUCUCAAGAUAACUCGACCGAUUUACGAGAAGGAAAUCGCGAGAAGAGUGUGAAUUUGAAUGCGACUCUCAAAGAUAAAAUUGAAAGGGAGAUUUAUCGUGAAGACGAGAAGAGAAAAGAAAAACAAGGUGAAUUCAUAGUUUCUUCAACUUACAACAAGCUCAUCCAAGCAGACAGUAGCGAAGAGCAGUUGAUUGCAAGGAAAGUAAGAAGGAGGAGCUGGGCUUUGAAGAUUAAGGGUAAACUGAAGCACUUCAUCUGGAAAUGCUAUUCGAAUCUAAUUCCAACAUCUAGAAACCAAUGGGUGUUUCAAAAUAUCUUAAGGACAGUAAAGGAUGUGGUGGAUAUUUCUCUAAAAGAGUGGUUGGAAUUUGGUGACUACUGUGUUAGAUGGGGUGGUUGUUCUAGUAUUUUGGAGGUUGUUGUGCUAAGUUUGUCAGGUUUUGUGCUAUUUUGUGUCUUGGUGGGAGCUGUUAAGGAGUUUGGGAGUGAGCUGAGGCUGAUGGGGUUGAACACUGAGGGCUGCUAG
Molecule: messenger RNA, 672 nt
Organism: Striga asiatica
Lineage: Eukaryota; Viridiplantae; Streptophyta; Magnoliopsida; Lamiales; Orobanchaceae
Source: the annotation of a GenBank genome assembly